UAUCGGAAUACGGUGUGUGAAACAAAAAACCCGAGUGCUGUAGUCUCUAUUCGUAGAACAUGUCAACAGUCAAAACUAACUAAUAAACUACGGCUCGUUUUUUGUUUUAAAUCGAACUUUAGAUAAUCUGCUAGGUGUUUUGUUUUGAAUCUGCGUCUUUAAACCAGAUGUUCUACCGAAAUGACAACAACAGUGUGGAUAAUCCUGGCCGUCACUCUGCUCUCUUAUCGGAGCGAGUGCCACGAGGCCGUCCUGCACGUUUCUGAUUGGAUCCUUCAAAAGGAGUACUGUCUCGUUUACAACGCAUCAUGGUCCAACAUCUCCAGCUCUCUUACUGAUGCUGCGCGGUACAGGCUGGUGAACAAGACGUCGACCACGCUGUGUGAUGUGAGCGGAGUAGAGCCAGGCUCGCUGAAGGGCGUGGCGGUGUGUGUGAUGCGAGGAGGCUGUGGCUUCAGUCAGAAAGCUCAGGUGGCUCAGCAGCUCGGAGCCGCAGUUCUUCUCAUCGCCAGCAAAGAGGCCAUGAGGACUCCCUCAGCCAAUGACAGCGAGUACGAUAAAGUGACCAUUCCUCUGGCGCUCAUGAGGUACCGCGACUUCCUGGAUAUGCAAACGGUGUUUACAGAUAAGAUGGAGGUGCAGCUGUAUGCUCCGCCCACCGCUGAAUUUGACGCCAGCAUCAUCAUCAUGCUCGUGAUUGCCGUCUUCACCGUGGCUAUGGGCGGCUUCUGGAGCGGGGCCGCUGAGAAGGAAAAGCAGAGUGUGACGGUGCUUUCUGCAGGAGAGGAGCGAUCAGACAGCGGGGAUCUUACACUCUACUCCCCAUUGAAGGUGCUGCUGUUCGUCGUGCUCAUGUGUGUGAUGCUCGUCCUCAUGUACUUCUUCUACAGGUACCUCGUGUAUGUGAUCAUCGCCAUCUUCUGCCUGGCCUCGGCUACUGGACUCUACAGCUGCCUCGAGGCACUCCUGAAUGCAGUGGGGUGCAGUAAGUUCAGUGUGUCGUGUGGGGAGAAGAGCUGCUCUGUGAGGAAUCUGCUGCUUGGUGCUGUGUGCAUCACUCUGGCUGUGGUUUGGGGUGUGUACCGAAAUGAGGACAGGUGGAUCUGGAUCCUGCAGGACGUGCUCGGGAUUGCUUUCUGUCUAAACUUCAUGAAGACCAUCACACUGUCUAAUUACAAGAUCUGUGUGAUCCUGCUCAGCCUGCUGCUCGUUUAUGACGUCUUCUUCGUCUUCAUCACGCCGUUCCUCACACCUAAUGGAGAGAGUAUAAUGGUGCAAGUCGCUCUCGGCCCUGGUGCUGGAGGAGAAAAGGGCAGUGGUGAUGUGAUGGUUCCAGCAGAUCCCACACCCACAUAUGAGAAAUUGCCCGUGGUGAUGCGUAUUCCACGGUUUGCGGCAUGGGCUGAGAACCUGUGUGAGAUGCAGUUCUCCAUCCUCGGAUAUGGUGACAUCAUCAUUCCAGGUCUGUUGGUGGCGUACUGUCACCGAUUUGAUGUUUGGACUGGCAGCUCGAACAGAAUCUACUACGUCUCCUGUGCUGUUGCGUACACUCUGGGUCUGGUGUUGACCUUCGUGGUGAUGUUGUUGUCUAAGAUGGGUCAGCCAGCUCUGCUGUACUUGGUCCCGUUCACUCUGCUCACCAGCGGCCUGCUCGCCUGGAAGCGCAAAGAGUUCAAACAGUUCUGGGCCGGAACCACCUACCAGGUGUUGGACUCAUCCAGGGAACCUUUAAUACCAGAUGGAGAUGCUGAAUAUUCCAGCGCAGUGAGGAAGUGCUGAUCGGCUGGAUUUAGACGCGUGUGUGAGUGCGUGAGUGUGUGUGUGUGUGUGUGUGUGUGUGUGUGUGUGUGCGUGUGCGUGCGAGCGUGUGUGUGUGUGCUGAGCACUUUAAGCCCUGUGAUUGGCUUUAUCAGGACCAAUACAGUCUUAUCGCUCUCUCUUUAAUAAACAACUUUAAUAUCUAUUUUCAAAAAGGCCUUAAUCACUGCCUCAGGCUCCGCCCACAACGCACGUCGACACGUGAUCAAAUUGUUUUACAGACAGUGUAAAGACACGGUGACCGUGGAAACGAACCUGAAACAUCCAAAACAUCAACAUUUCCCUCAAAAUGCGUUGGAAAAUUAGUAAGAAAAAUAUUUUCACUCAGAAAAAGUAAUCGAUUACAGAUGAGUAAUUAGUGCUUUAAAACUGUAAUCUGAUGACAUUACUCAUUACUGCAUGUAGAAAUGAAUCAGAUUACUCAUUACCUUACCUUCACAUUACACAUUACACAUUACAUAACCAUCAAACCUACAAAAUACACUACACAGUGGAACUCGGUUCUUUCAGUAAUUUUAGCGUCAGCAUCAGUCUGAUUUAUAAUAAAACCUUCCUCGGGUGUGUCAGUGUGUGUAGAACAAACAGAGCGAUAAAAUAUCAAACUUUUCUAACUAGGCUAGUCUGGUGUCGCUAGCCGAGGGGGGACACGGCUAAGCUAUCACUGUAUGGGUUUAUCUGCUACAGAGUCAUGUAGAGUUCAUUAUCUUUCCUUCUGCUCUGCUCACGUCAUGUUCACGUGAACUGGAACUCAUAUAGACGUUUACACGCCUUGGUCUCCUGCUCAACAUCAGAGGAUGAUUCUGUUUCAGUCUCAACACCUUUACUGCUUUAAAUAAAUAAAUAAAUAAAUAAAUAAAUCGGCGUAUAUCCAUUUCCCCUCACACUGACUGAGCUAGCGUUUGGUAGACUUGAGAGACCGUCAGCCAAUAAGACGCGAGUAUUUCCACGUAUUUCCCUGUAAACCCGUCUGAUUCUGACAGGGUGUUCAGUUUUAACACACCUGCGUGUCUAGUUACAUUCUGUGGUGCUUUCAACACAAUCGGCGUGUUAGUGCGUCUAACACAUGCUGUGUGUUAAACACCACCACAGAUAACGCAGACGUGUUGUUUCGACUUUUUCCCCCUACGAUUAUCCUAAAAUGCAGUUUGUUGGUGUGCUAAAAUUCUACUGAAAUACUCUCAAAAUAAACAAACAAUAACAUGAAGUUCAGGUGACAUUAAUUAAAAUCAUCAAAACGUUUGACCGAUGUAAGAAUCGGACUCGACGCGUCCUCCCACAGACUGAUCGGACAGUAAUUUAUUACGUUUAUUUGACUUGUGUGAAAUUGUUUUUCAUUUCGAACACAUCUACUGGAUAAUUGAACACAGCAGGUGUUGAAACAGUAAUAACACAGAAAGUGUGCAGGAUAUGAUUUUCUGAGCAGGAGUUUCUGAACCCAGCGUAUCUGUGACAUCAUGAGGUUAUUAGUCUGAUUUCCCGCGCCACCUGUCCCACCGGUGAGCACACAGCACCGCGAGGUGCUAGCGUCUCCAUGUGUAACCACCGCACGAUCACGUGUUGAUGCGAGGUGUAAACCCGGGCCUGUGGGUUUUUUUUUUAAAGAAAUAACGAUUUCAGUGUUUCUGUAUUCAAUCAAGUCUUCAUUCGUGUGUUCUUUUCAUGCCUUAAAUUAAAGACGGAAUGUCUGCUGAUGCCAGUAAUACGUUUGCUGUGACGUUUAAUUUGCGAUAUAAUGAGGCUGUUUGACAGAUAAAUGCCAUAAAAGCACAGUACUGUCUGAAUUCUUACUUUUACUGUCUGAGCGGUUUUAUUUUCUGAUUUAUACUGACUCUUAACUCCACCGCUCUAGAGUUCAACGGAGGUUUGGACGACUAAACACCUUCGUGAAGCACAAAUUCAGACGAAGCAUGUAAAGAGGGGUGUAAACUUUUGAACAUGUUGUAAAAAAUAAAACUGCUGACUGAGA
Molecule: messenger RNA, 3784 nt
Organism: Ictalurus furcatus (blue catfish)
Lineage: Eukaryota; Metazoa; Chordata; Actinopteri; Siluriformes; Ictaluridae
Gene: sppl2a
Exons: 17
Coding region: 181-1779 (532 amino acids)
Biological process (GO): membrane protein proteolysis
Cellular component (GO): lumenal side of endoplasmic reticulum membrane; Golgi-associated vesicle membrane; cytoplasmic side of endoplasmic reticulum membrane
Molecular function (GO): aspartic endopeptidase activity, intramembrane cleaving
Source: RefSeq, a predicted model, not a curated record